UAUAGCGAAAUAGUAUAAUACUAUUAUAAUAUUCCGUGCCUUUUUGAAAACCAAUUUUGUGCUUCGUCUCUCUGCUUCGCUUCUCCGUUCCGCCAGUCACCACCACCACCACCACCACCACCAACUCGCCGGAGAAGUAAGUAUUCCGGCGACCUCGCUGAGAGCACUGUGGGGGCGCUGGAGAGGGAAGAAGUACUGGAAAUGGGGGAGGAGUGGAGGGUUAGCGUCGCUGUCCCUGUCAAUCUCUAGGGUUUGGUAGGCUGCUCGGCUGGGGGGCGUCCGACUGGGGAGGAGCUAGGUAGCAGCCAGCGUCCUGCUCCCCGUUGCAAGCAUUUGCUGCGCGGUUGGAGUCAGACCCUUUUUCGCUCCGCCUCCGCCUUUGAACUCCGGGGAAGGUGCUGCUGCUGUGGCCUGCGCGCCAUGGAGCCGUUCCCCCAGCUCCCGCCUGCGUCGUCAACAGGUUGCGUGCACGCGUCGGGCUCCGGACUGUGACGCGGAGGAGGGGAUCUCUUCAGGCGCCCAACUGGUCCGUGGUGGGGUGCAGCGCCCGCAGGAUGCCAACCGAGCAGAGGCGCCACAUGCCCCCGGCCCACUUUCUUCCGGCGGAGCCUGAAUCGUCCUCCUUCCCCAACGAGCUUCGCUUGCGUCCUGAGAGGCAAGUUGGACUAUUGAAGCAAGGUUGCUUUCCUGAGCAUGCUGGCAGAUUGGCUUGUCCUCCGCUGCAAAAGCUCAAGCCUAUUGGUGCAACAGUAGUGGAUCAGCUAGAUAUUAUGCGGCCAUACAAGCUAAUGGACCAGAAAGUGCCAUUUGGCCUUGAUGACAAGUUGUUGGAUGUUAAGCUGCCACCAUCUUCCUGGAGAGAGGAUCAGGAUCCAGCAAACCAACAUGAUUCUUUUCCCAAGGCAUUAGUUUCACCUCUGGAAGGUAGAAGGGGAAGUUUAAAUGGGACCCAAUAUGAAAGCGGACUUUUCUCCAGCUCCCUUCCCGACAUUUUUGACAAGAAAAUAAGAUUAACGUCAAAGAACAGAGUUGUUGGUCAGCUGGUUGAAAAAGUUGAUCUCAACCAUGCCGAUGAUGAGCCUUUUGAGUUGACAAAGGAAAUUGAGACCCAAAUAAUUGGCAACCUGCUCCCUGAUGACGACGACUUAUUGUCAGGUGUUUUUGGUGAUAUUGGGUAUAAUACCCAUGUGAAUAAUCAGGAUGAGAUUGAUGAUGAUAUAUUUUGUACUGGAGGUGGAAUGGAAUUGGAAGCAGAUGGAAAUAGCAAAUCGUCAAAAUUUAAUGGCGGAACUAGUUAUAGUCAGACUAGGUCAAUUGUCCAACUGAAUGGUGAGCGACCCUCGAGAAUCCUUUUUGUCGGAAACAUUGAUAGAAACAUUGAGGAUUCUGAAUUGAAACUCAUGUUUGAGCAAUAUGGAGACAUGCAGACACUUAAUGCUUCUUGCAAACAUCAUGGUUUUGUGAUGGUAUCUUACUAUGAUGUAAGAUCGGCGGAAAAUGCUAUGAGGGCCCUUCAAAGCAAGUCACUCAGAUGUAGGAAACUUGACAUACAUUACUCCAUUCCAAAGGACUAUCCUUUGGAGAAAGAUAUCAACCAGGACAUGGUAAUAGUUAACCUUGACCCCUCAAUAACUAAUGAUGAUCUGCACCAGAUAUUUGGUGUCCUUGGUGAAAUCAAGGAGAUUCACCCUAUUUCAGACAAUGAUCAUUACAGAUCGAUAGAAUUUUUUGAUGUCAGAGCAGCUGAAGCUGCGCGAUAUGCCUUAAACAGGAGUGAAAUUGCAGGAAAUAAAAUCAAAUUGGAGCCUGGCUGUCUGGAUGGUACUAAACGUUUGAUGCAGCAGAUGUCUCGCGUGUUGGAGCAUGAACGGUUUGGUGGAUGCAAACUGGGAAGCCCAAACAGUCCUUCACCAUGCUUUGGUUCCAUCAAUAUGGCAUCCAUCAGAUCCACUGGCACAGAUAGUGGAACUGUUCAGGUUUUACAUUCUAGAGUUCAGACACCGACAAACCAAUUCCAAGAGGGAAGAAGUUUUCUGGAUCUUCCCUCAACUACCAUAAGAAAUAGAUCCUCUCCUGUUGGAAUUGCAACUGCAGGAUCACAAAGCAGCCACCAUGUUCUUGAUGAGCACAUCCAUUCACUUGGAAAGAUGAAUGUACAGAACAAGGGGCGAAUGGAUUGUGGCUUUCAAGAGAGUAUUGCUUUCCAUCCUCAUUCUCUCCCUGACUUCAAUGACAGACUAAGAAAUGGUAUCCCCUAUAGCUGCUCAAUACCUCCCAUCGGUGUUAAGAGCAAUGCUAGAGCUCCUGAAGCAAUGGAUGGCAGGCAUAUGUACAAAGGAGGCUGUGGGAAUCUCAGCAAUCAAUCUUCUGCUCAUACUGAAGCACUUGGAUUUUCAAGAACUGGCAGCUUCCCUCUCCAUGGUCACCAACUAGCACGGAGUAAUUCUAAUAACCUACAUCAGCAGCAUUCUUCUCCCAUGCUAUGGCCUAGCACGGGCCCAUUUACCAAUAAUGUAUCAUCUCGCCAGUUGAUGCAAGUGCAUGGAAUUUCAAGAGCACCAUUGCGCAUGCUUGAAAAUACCAUCCCUAUGAAUCAUCAACAUGUGGGAUCUGCCCCAGCUGUCAAUCCAUCAAUUUGGGAUAGACGACAUGGAUAUGCUGGAGAGAUGAUGGAAGCACCAGGAUUCAACCCUGGGAGUGUUGGAAGUAUGGGUUUCCCUGGUAGCACACAUCUGCAUCAGUUGGAAACCAAUGGUAUGUUUCCUCACAGUGGAGGGACUUUCAUGGACCCAGCUUUGUCUCCUGCACACAUGAGUGCUCCCUCUCCUCAGCGGAGGGGGCAUAUUUUCCAUCGAAGGAGCCAUGUGGCAACUAUUCCAUCCUCAUUCGAUUCUGCUGGUGAACGGAUGCGGAGCCGAAGAAACGACUCGAAUGUAAAUCAAUCUGACAAUAAAAGGCUGUUUGAGCUUGACAUUGAGCGUAUAGUCCGGGGCGAGGACUCCCGGACUACACUGAUGAUAAAGAAUAUCCCAAACAAGUACACAUCAAAGAUGCUCCUGGCAGCUAUUGAUGAAAGUCACCGGGGAACUUAUGAUUUUAUCUACCUGCCAAUUGACUUUAAGAAUAAGUGCAAUGUUGGUUAUGCAUUCAUCAACAUGAUCAAUCCUGACAAUAUUGUUCCAUUUUAUAAGACAUUUCAUGGGAAACGAUGGGAGAAGUUCAACAGUGAGAAAGUGGCCUCACUUGCUUAUGCUAGAAUCCAAGGAAAAUCAGCUCUUGUUGCUCAUUUCCAGAACUCAAGUUUGAUGAAUGAGGAUAAACGCUGCCGCCCUAUACUCUUCCACUCUGAUGGUCCAAAUGCAGGAGAUCAAGAACCAUUCCCUGUGGGAUCGAAUGUCCGUUCCAGGCCUGGAAGGUCCAGGAUUUUGAGCUGGGAACAAAACCACCAGGACAUUGCAUCGGAUCAUACCAAAGGUGGAACUCCUCCGAGCAGGGGUGGUGGCACUCUAGGUUACAUCGCCACAGACACUGAUCAUAUGGCUGUCGCUUGAAGAACUUACCACAUCACCCAACCUUCUGACAAUUGCAAUCCAGUUUUUUUUUUGAAAUUGCAUCCUCACCCACCCCUUUGCUCCUUUUGUUAUGUUGUAUCUAUAUCUACUUCCGCGUGAUAUUUUGGGCACCGGAGGCUCUCUAGACGGCUGCAGAUUUGGUCGCUGACAAAGUAACGAGGAGAUGGACGUUGUGCCGCUCAGUUUCUCCUAAGGCCUGAUCGAAGCAUUGUCGUUAACUUUUAACUGAGAGUUGUUGCUUUGGAAGGCGAAAGGCGCACGGACUGCUUCGAGAUUUUGGGUAGUGCUGUAAGAUGUAACCCAGUGUUGUACAGGUGCUGUAAGAAUGGUUCACUAGAGGGAACAAGACACAAGAAUGUCCACUUUUUUGGGUGAUGUCAAUUGUCAACUUUUUAUGCAAGGCAGUCUGCCAAGCGUCUUUGAUAGCC
Messenger RNA from Sorghum bicolor (sorghum), 4000 nucleotides. Its product is annotated as protein MEI2-like 4. The transcript is spliced from 15 exons. Bases 555 to 3551 code for a protein of 998 amino acids. Gene Ontology annotation, molecular function: RNA binding. NCBI's taxonomy places the organism in Eukaryota, Viridiplantae, Streptophyta, Magnoliopsida, Poales, Poaceae. The record is from RefSeq and is a predicted model, not a curated record.